Molecule: messenger RNA, 2051 nt
Organism: Owenia fusiformis
Lineage: Eukaryota; Metazoa; Annelida; Polychaeta; Sabellida; Oweniidae
Source: the annotation of a GenBank genome assembly
UAUCAAUUGUAUGCAAUAUUAUACCCAAAACUAUUUCAGCAUACAUAAUUAUACUUGAGUGAACUAGUAAAGAACAAAAUAGAAGUAAAAAAUCAUUGAAAUUGAAGAAAAUGGCAGCUUCACAACUUAGCUUGAAACCGUACCUUACUAAAUCUUCAAAGAGACCUAUUCACAACAUUGAGUUAACUGGACCUUUUCCUAAGCCUAAGGACUAUGACACUUUAAAAGGCUACAAAAUACCAACUUCUACAUCUGAUGGAGUAGAACGUUUAACAGAAUUUGUGAAGUACAUUGCAUCAAAAGUUAAUGUCAAGAACAGAUACACACCAGAGCAGCUUAAUGAACACACUGAAUAUGUUGAGAAGUUUGUGAAAGAAUUAUGUAUAGGUUUUGGAAUGCACAGUCCUAAAGAUGAUUUGUCCAACAAAGGAAAACCUAAUCCAAUAUUACAAUCUAGCAAUAUCAUCAGAAGAGGCAGUUCAUAUGAAGAAACUAAGAUUUUAUCACCAAGUGAGUAUGACUACAUUCCGAUCUUUGCAUGGUCAUUUGAUGCAGCAGUCAAUGUGGAAGAGGUGGGGGAGAUGUGUAAUAGGGCAGGACAGGGUUAUGGUUUCAUCAAUAUACAACAUGGUGAACUGCACCAGUUGUUUUCACAACUUAGACUUCAUCUUGUAGAGAAUCAACCUGGUAUGAGUGGAUCCAUUGAUAGAUCACCUCAGAUAUCAUCACUUGAGACUAUAUCAGCACUUGGGACUAUUCCUCAGAGUCUACCUGGUUCAAGUAAAAUGGCUACAACCUUUCUCGCAAUAUUGCAUUUGGUCAUUGAACUGCAGCAGUCGUUUGCACAACAUGGACUUGAAGAGAAUCAACCUGGUAUGAGUGGAUCAAUUAAUAGAUUACCUCAGAUAUCAUCACCUGAUGGGACUAUUCCUCAGAGUCAACCUGUUUCAAGUAAACUGACUACAUUCUUUCUUGAAACAUUGCAUUUUGCCAUUCAACACUACCUGAGUGACAGUGACAAGUAUGAGUACAUUGGUGAUAAAAAUCAUCAUGAUGAUCCAGAGUCUCCAUACCCACUGGGAACCAUCAGUCUACAUGAGGGAAGUCAUGGAACCAGUGUAUGGUUACGGAUUGGUGCCCCUAUGUGCACAACAGACAUAGAUCUCUCUUUUGGAGUGGAGAAUAUGAGUGACACCCAGAGAAGGUGUGUUAUGGUGGGUAGGUACCUUGUGGACUGUGACAAGUGUAAUAAUCGUUUUACUCACUGGACCGAGUCACUUGUACAUGCAGGACUCCAGGAUGAUACAAAUACACACACAUUAUCAACAAAUCACCAUUAUUUAUUCCUGACAUUCAAAUAUAUCAAACAUCUGAUUGAAACCAAUUUCAAAGUAAAAACAAUUUCUUCUUCAUAUUCAUACAAAAUGUUACUUCACCAUCACCAAAGAGGUUGUCAGAACGAGAAUGUUGGACAGUGCCUUGAGGACAUAGUGGACCAGUUCCUCCCACAUGAGAAACAAUGUAUUGAUGGGAUUGAAACCAAUAUAUACAAUUAUAAUCACCUAAAAGUACCAGACAUAAAUUACCCUAAGAGGAUGAUAAAACUUAAUAUUAACGCUGAUGAAUGUGCUGCCCUACUGUGGAUCAUGCAGCAUGUGAAGCACACCACUGACACAUCCUGGUGGGACAUGUUGUUGCAGGAAGACCUCAAACCAGAUGAUAUCAAAGAGGGUGAUAUGAUUCAUUCCUUGCUUGACACACUACAACAGGUGAAUAAUUUCCUAAGGAAUAGAGAUCUCAAGAAAGGUUCAGUGCUUGAGGUACAGUGGUUGCAUGAGGAUAACACCAAGACAGUAUAUAGAUGGAUUAAGGAGUGGGAUACAGAUUAAGAUUCAGAUUCCCUCUCAGAUGUAGCACUUCAUUCUGAUUCUGAAUAGCUAGGAUAAAACAACAAACUCUAUAAAUCUAACUAACAUAUCUAAUGUGAACACCACUAGAACUGAUUAAAAGUGUUCAUAAUUCAAAGUUUUCACAUAAACAGUUCUGAAUAU